Penicillium paradoxum is the source of this 939-nucleotide messenger RNA. RefSeq lists its product as uncharacterized. Gene Ontology annotation, molecular function: oxidoreductase activity, acting on the aldehyde or oxo group of donors, NAD or NADP as acceptor. Lineage: Eukaryota; Fungi; Ascomycota; Eurotiomycetes; Eurotiales; Aspergillaceae. The transcript is spliced from 3 exons. Bases 1 to 939 code for a protein of 312 amino acids. The record is from RefSeq and is a predicted model, not a curated record.
AUGAGCCUUCGCCUCGUAGCACACUAUUUCUUCCCAGAUUUCACAUGGAAGAAUAGUAUUCGACUAACCUCGAAUGAACGAAUGCCCCCAACGCCCCGAUUAGCUCACCCUUAUCUACGUCGAUUCUGGGGCAUUGUACAUGACUACCUACAACAAAUCGCUCAGCUUCUCUUUGGGCUGAUUUUAAAAUGGUCCGAUGGCACUCGACUAGAAGAAGUCCUAGCUAUGGAGGUCGCCAGAGAAGCCGGUUUGCCAGUUCCACGAGUUAUCUGCUACGGGGAGCAUCCUGAUACACCGCAUGCACCAGUCUCAAUUUUGAUCACUCGCAUACCCGGCGAAGAAUUAGGCCAGGUGGAUGAGACACUCAGCGAGGACAAGUUCUCAGUUCUGCAGGAGCUGAACGACUACUUAGAGAUUAUGCGUGGAUGGCAAAAUCCAUGGGAUGGGAACAGAAUCUGCUCUUUAGUGGGUACUGCCAUUAGGAGCGCUCAAGUUCCUAGUCAUUUUGCUGGCCCAUUUGAGUCUGAAGAGGAGUUCAACGAAUAUCUUAUCCGGCCCUCAUGGUCGGGUAGCUUCCUUUCCGAGACGACACAUAAAGAAACAAUGGACUUAUUUGUUGAUAUCGUCACUCCCAACGGGCACAGCUACAAGCAGCCCACAGGUCUUUUCAUCAACAACGAGGUUGUAUCCGCCACAGGAGGUCAGACCAUCACUUCGCUGGAUCCUGCUACAGACAAACCAAUUGCCACAGUCCAAGCAGCCAGCACCGACGAUGUCGACCGAGCCGUGAAGGCUGCUAGAGCGGCGCUCAUCCACCCGUCGUGGAAGAAGCUGCCCGCUACAGAGCGGGGCCAGCUCAUGGCUCGGCUCGCCGAUCUCAUGGAGGAAAACAGAGCUCUGUUCGCUUCUAUCGAAGCAUGGGACAAUGGCAUGUUUUGA